GUGGCCUCUCUACGCCUUCGUACCCUCUGAUUGACGCUCCAGAGAAAUGAAUGUUAACCUAGUAAAUAGAAAUUUUCAAAAUCAUUGUAUAUUUUACAAAGUCUUCAAAACUGUGUUGAAUCAAAAUUUGAAUACAUGUCGAUGUUUAGCUGUGCCAGUUGAAGAACCCAGACGUUAUUUUUGUCCUAGUACUAGGACGAAGUUCGUAAACAGUUUUGCUGCUAGGCUAAAGAGAUGCUAUUCAACAGACAAACCUGCUCCACCGUCCAACAAAUUACCUCCUCUUUCUCCAGAUUUUCGAAUAGUGUGGCCUUCCUUAAUCAAAUCAAUAAAAAAUUUCAUACUUACAACCUUCAUUAUAAAACCAUAUUUAGACAGAGAUUUCAAUUUGUCUGAUUUUGUAUCUGGAUCCAAAAGAGCAGUAGAGGUAGUAUCCAAUAAAUUGUCACAAGGUGAUUAUGGGUCUUUGGAAGGUUUAGUCACAAAGGAUAUAAUUCCCACUCUUCAAAAAACAAUCUCUUUGAUGUCACUUGGUCAAAGAGAACAAUUAGCAAUAAAUGUAGAGGACAUUUAUUUUUCCUUCCCAUACCAAGUUGGAAUUAUAUUUGAUGAUGAGGAAAACAAGGAUCAGAAAAGAUUUGUGGAGAUAACAAUGGUUUACCAUUCUCUAAAAGGUCUGUCUACUAUGAGAUCUAGAGGUGAUGACCCCCCUUUGAAUAUGGGCAUGAUGCCAGAAUACCAAAAAAAUAUUUCUAUAUCAAAUUAUAGAUUUAUCAGAGAAUUCACCAAAGGAGUGGAAGGUGAUUGGACAGUCAACCUUAUGAAUCAUUUCAGACCUAUUGAUGAAGAAACUCAAGAAUAAGAAGUGCUUUGAGUUCAAUAUUUUCAAUACACAUUUUGAGAGUAAUUAUAGAUAAAGCAAGAGAUAAAGGCAAUCAUCUGAAUUCUGUUG
Molecule: messenger RNA, 952 nt
Organism: Phaedon cochleariae (mustard beetle)
Lineage: Eukaryota; Metazoa; Arthropoda; Insecta; Coleoptera; Chrysomelidae
Source: the annotation of a GenBank genome assembly